This is a messenger RNA of Polyodon spathula (Mississippi paddlefish), 5530 nucleotides long. Its product is annotated as histone deacetylase complex subunit SAP130-like. NCBI's taxonomy places the organism in Eukaryota, Metazoa, Chordata, Actinopteri, Acipenseriformes, Polyodontidae. Gene Ontology annotation, cellular component: Sin3-type complex. The record is from RefSeq and is a predicted model, not a curated record. The transcript is spliced from 22 exons. Gene Ontology annotation, biological process: negative regulation of transcription by RNA polymerase II. Bases 144 to 3362 code for a protein of 1072 amino acids.
GCAAAAGCUAUUUAGGUAAACGCUUAAAAUUGUAUUUGCUCAGUAAUAUACGUUGUAGUGUCUUGUUCGCAUUUUUUUAAGUAGAAUUUUUAUGUGACGAGAACCUAAAUCUCUUGAGGAAGAUUUUCUGUCACAAUCUGAAGAUGAGUUCCCAGCAAUUUCCAAGGUCUGGAGUUCUAGCCUCUGGUUUGGGGUCAGCACAGACAAUGGGGGCCAACACUGGUCUGACCCCCGGAAACCCUCAGAGCACAGGGAUGGGGGACGAAGGUAGCCGGGAUUCAGACCAUGGUCCUCGUGAUCACUCUUCCACUGGCGGGGCCUCCCUACCCUUCCGGGAUGAGAAGCAGGAGACAGUGGUGGUGAGACCCUACCCACAGGUCCACACUCAUGGACAGCCUCUAACGCUGGCCCAGCACCACACAUUACAAACAGGCACGGCCAUCACAGUCACUGCCCCUCCUGCUCACCUUGCUCAGGCCAUGCCCCUGCCCUUCCCUGAGGGGCUCAUGAAGCUUUGGCAUACUGGACAAGAGCUGUCUGGGACAAGGACACUGUCAUACGAUUCCUUGAGUGUCCCAGUGAAUGAGGAUGGGCGGUUACCGUACCAGCCUACCCAGAAGCCUACAGUGCCUAGCCGCCCCAUUGCCCCAGCACCAGCGUCCAUUCAGGGUCACCUUCCCAUGCCACCCAAAGUCUCCGGUCAUGUCACUGUUACCAUGGAGAGCAGCAUGCCUCAGGCCUCCACCAUUCCUGUGGCAACCAUCAGCGGGCAGCAGGGACACACCAGUAACCUGCAUCAACUUAUGGCAGCCAACGUGCAGAUGUCCAUCAUCCGGAGCAGCACCCCUGGACCUCCUCUGCACAUAGGACCUUCAGCAACACCCCAGCACACUUUCACCUCCCACUUACCCAGAGGAGCGGCAGCUGCAGCAGUGAUGUCCAGCUCCAAAGUGACCACAGUGCUGCGACCAGCCUCUGGACCCAGUACUGGAACAGGACAGACCACAGUGCAGCACAUCAUACACCAGCCAAUGCAGUCUCGCCCUGCUGUAACCACGUCCACAGCAGUGCCACCCACUGUUGUGGCGACAGUGUCUGCGACAAGGGCUCAGUCUCCAGUGAUCACUACCGCCACGGCGCACAUAACCGACACUGGGCAUGGGCGACCAUCGCUAACCAUCCAUCCUCCCUCAGCCACCAUCAGUACCCAACGGCAACAGUCAACCCGAGAUGCAGCCACACGCAUCGCUCUGCCUUCACACCCUGCCCUCGCCGCCCAGAAACCACAGCUACACACGAUGGCACAGAAGCCCUCAAUUUUCAGCACAGUGACUCCAGUUGCUGCAGCUACAGUGGCACCAAUUCUUGCAACCAACACUCUUCCAUCACCUACAACCGCAGGCUCCAUGUCCCACACACAGUCUGCAACCAGUACCAUUGUUACCAUGACAAUGCCCCCUCACUCCUCAAAUGCAACAGCAGCCACAACCUCCACAAUCCCAGUGGCUAAGGUGGUCCCUCAGCCCAUUGCUCAUACUUCUCCCCGGAUCCAGCCUGAUUACCAAGGUGAAAGAGGCAACCUCAUUUCCAUUUCAGGUCAUAGGUCAUCGCCAAACCCAAUCGCAAUGGAGGGCAGGAAUGACAACAGGCAGCCUGUGCCAGUGUCUGUGCCAGUGCAGUUCCAGUACUUCCAGUACAGUCCACUGGCUCACACCUACACACCCAUCACCAGCUCUGUCUCCACCAUCCGCCAGUUUCCAGUUUCCGCUCAAGCUCCCAGUUCAGCCAUCCCUGCUCAGGCUGGUGUAGGGGUCCACCUGAACCCCGUUCAGCUAAUGACAGUUGAAGCUUCCCACCGCUUGGGGCUCCAGGCUGCACCAAUCGGCACACAAGGAAUCCAGACUGCAACGUUGGGUACACAGGGAAUUCAGCCAGCUCCAAUAGGAACACAGGGGCUCCAUCCUGCAGCACCAAUCGGCACCCAGGGAAUCCAGACCACACCAAUCGGCGCACAGCAGACUGAGGCCAAGUCAGUGGUUUUGGCAGAUGGUUCCACUCUUGUUGCCAACCCCAUAAGCAACACGUUCAGUGCCACUCCAGCAGGCGCCACCACAGUGGUGCAGACUAAUGUGCCAACACUGGUCUCCUCCCCGCGCCCCAGCAUUCUCCGCAAGAAACCACACAAUGAGGGGUCUGCGGUGCGUAAAAGCCUGAUCCCGGUGCAGGCAGCUGAAACAACCAGCCCACGGAUAGACAGCACUAUGAGGAGCGCGUCUGGGUCACCGCGACUGGCAGGAGCAAAACCAAAACCAGAGAUACAAGUAGAGGCUUUGUCCAAUCAGAGCAGCGAGCAGCAGGCAUUCCCAGCCCCAUCCCAGCACCCCUCACAAACUAUUUCAGCCAUCUUGACGGCGGCUGCUCCUCCUCCUCCUUCCCAGCCAACAGCAGCUCAGUCAGCACUUCCAGCAGCCAUGGCUGUGAUGCCGCCCAUCCCUGCCUCAAUGGCCAAUGUAGUGGCCCCUCCCACCCAACCAGCAGCGAGUAGCACAGCAGUCUCAGCCGUCAGCUCUGCCUUCCCGGAGAUCAAAAUCAAACAGGAGGUGGAGCCUAUGGAGACAGUGCCCACGCUGCCUCCCACAGUGCCCCCUGCCCUCGCCCCAUUUGGCAGCUCUCUGGGGCUCCCUUCAGGGGACAUACCCCCUGGCGCCUCCCCCAGGAAAAAACCUCGCAAGCAGCAGCAUGUCAUCACAGAGGAGAGCGAGAUGGUGGAGACCAACAGCACAGAUGAGGAGAAAUCCAGUGCCAGGCCCCUUGCCGGCAAGGCUGAGAAACGCAAGUUACCGCCAAAGGAGUACAUAGAUGAGGAGGGCGUACGUUAUGUGCCAGUUCGCCCCCGGCCACCGGUUACCUUGCUUCGGCACUACCGCAAUCCGUGGAAGGCUGCCUAUCACCACUUCCAGAGAUACAGUGACAUUAGGGUGAAAGAAGAGAAGAAGAGCACCAUGCAGGAGAUUGCCAAUCAGAAGGGUGUGGUGUGCAGAGUGCAGGGCUGGAAGAUCCACCUGUGUGCAGCACAGCUUCUACAGCUGACGAACCUGGAGCAUGACGUGUACAGCCGGCUGAGCACGCUGCAGGAAGGGCUCAUUCCCAAGAAAAAGGCAGGAGCUGACGAUGACCUGCACCGGAUCAAUGAGUUAAUUCAGGGUAAUAUGCAGCGCUGCAAGCUGGUGAUGGAUCAGAUCACAGAGGCCCGGGAAGCCAUGAUGAAGAUGCUGGACCACAAGGACAGAGUCAUGAAGCUGCUGAACAAGAAUGGCGGGUCCAAGAAGGUGUCUAAACUGAAACGCAAGGAGAAAGCUUAGCCUCUCAAAGGAACACUUGCACAGUUCGAGUCUUGUGUUCCUUCACAUUGACUGACAGGGGCCACAAGGGUUUUGGUUAAAUGUAUACAAAUGUUAAAUUAUAUUGGGUUUUGAACAACAUUAACUUUCUUAAAAGUAUUAUGAAUGGUUCUACAUUCUUGUUUAAACCAGAAACUUAUAAUGCUCGGUGCUUGUUGAUUUAGUAUUCAUAAACACAUUAUCCUCCAAUUCCAUGAGCUAGAGUCUGCUUUUUUUUAAUACUUUGUGCAGUAUUCCAUAACAUAUGGACAUAUUUGCAGUCAAACGUGUACAUGCAUUUUUCAUCAAGGUGAAAAUGAAACUAGCAAUCCCUGCAGUUUUAAAUAAAACUAUACUGCCAGCUUAGAUAUUUCAUUUAAUGACGUGUCUGUUUGGUAAAUGUGCUGAAUGUACUCCCCCAUGUUUCCCUGAGGAUCAAGUUUGCUGACUGCUACACUCAUUCCUCAGCACCUGCACAAAGCUCUGCCUUACAGCAGUGUACCAGCAAACUCGCACAACCCAAUCCUGCAUAUAGGAUAAUCGUCUCUUUUAUUGAAACUGCUAUUGUAUAAUUAGAAAUAUGAGAAGUCUUAAAUAGCUAUGUCGAAAAACUCAAAUCAGAAAAAGUACUAAAUAACAUUCAACGAAAUGCAUUUGUAGUCCUCAUUUAUCUCUGUGCAUAAAAAUAAAAAUGAGUUUCACAAAAUCAUCCCAUUUCCAGAUGGGGUCAGAUUACUUGCCCACAAUAUUGAUUUUAAAAGCUUCACACAGUCUAAUUAACUCGGAAGUUAAAUCGUCUCCUACAGCUUUCACCUUUUUGUUUCUUCUUAAUUCUGAUUACCAAAAACAAUGCUGCAAACUUAGUAAAGUAGUAAAUGCAUUGUAGAUGUAUGGACCCAGGUCUCUUGUCUCUGAUUUCUCUAACCACUAGACCAAACUGCUGUCAAAUAAUUGUCUAUCAGAAUAUUAACCUAAAUACAGAGAUAUUGUUAUCAAUAAACAAAUGAUAUCUCUCUACACAAAAUCUCCAAGUAGUCUGAUUGCGAUAUCUUCAAUCAACAAAAUGUUUCUUUAACGUCCCUUAAUAUAGAAUUUUGCCCUUGCCUAUUCAAUAACAUGUAUGAUUUACAUAUAAAGAUAGAUGUUAUGGGUUUGGCUGGUUUUGCUAGUUGAGCGAUUUGGUUGUAUUCUUAUAAUAAUAAUAAUAAUAAUAAUAGUAAUAAUAAUAAUAAUGUUUAACCAUGUGCUGCAGCAGCAGCAGCAGCAGCAGCUUUGUUUUAAUCACUGUUUCUCCUAGAAUAAGCUCUUUUAUAUUGGAAGUGUCACUUGAAAUAUCUGUACGUUAGGAAGAUAGAAAGAGUGACUUGCUGCUAAUUCACUUCAGCUGUCUAGCUCCAGUCCACUAACUAAAUCUACCUGAGCAAGGACUAUUGUUAGCACAUGGGGUUUUUGAUGAAGAGUGGCAGUGAGAUUUGUGGACUGAAUGCUACCCAAGAUGUACUUUCCAACUUAAUUGCUUGAGCCAUGUUAUUCGAUAGCAUUCUGAGCCUACUCAUCCAUAAUACAUAAGCAUUGUUUCAACCAAGCAGGAAAUAACGUGUGUGUAUUGAUCAAGGGUGUCUUGGUGCUACAAAAGCAAGAUUGCAAAAUCCUCCCUAAAGGAAUAGAUAUGAAAUGUUCUAUGGUUCUACAGAAAUGUGAUAAUGGAAGAUAAUGUUAAAGCUACCCACAUUUUUUGUGUUAAGUUUUGAUUUUUUUUUUUUAAAUACACAGAAAAUAUUGUGGUCCCCCACCCGAAGUGUACAUUAUUAUUGUAAAUGUAUAAUUAGUCAGUUUUCUGUAUAGCAUUUUAAUUUGUAGUUGUAACAUGUAGUCUGUUGGAUUUGAACUGACAUGUGGUGCUUUCUCUAGUGUAUGUAACACUGCUCUGUUUAGUAUCUUUAAAAGAUCUGAAGUAAAUUCCUUUUUGUACAUGCGUUUUUUUUAUUUUUAACUUUCUGGGUUUUAAAUAAGGACCCCAUCAUAAUAUGGUUUUGUGUGACAUUUGCUUUUUUUUUUUUUUUUUUUUUUACUCCACUCAAAUCACUUGGUGUCCCUGAAUAGAUUAUCAUCUUCAAACAUGUGCAAAUAAUUAAAAUAAAAUAAGAAUA